UCCCGGACGCGCUCGGCCGAGGCGCGCGGCUGCUGCGGGCUGCGGGCUGCGGGGCGGCCAGCCGAGCCGUGCCCACCGGCCCGCGAGCCGCGCGUCCCGGGCGUCCGUCGGUGCCGGAGGCGCCUCCCGCAGGGAGACUCGGCGCGGCCGCGCUCCCGCGUGGUCCGCAGCGGCUGGGGGCCCGGGACGUGCGGGGCCGCGAGGCCGAGCCGAGGCGCCCCCCAGCGGCCGGCGCCGGCCCCAUGGCUGCGCCGGGCGGAGCGGAACCGGCGAGGUGAAGCCCCCGGGCCGGUGGCCGGAGCGCGUGGCGGGGGCGCCGGCUCCAUGGGCAGCAGCGCACAGCGGCACGAUGAUGGACGUUAACAGCAGCGGCCGCCCGGACCUCUACGGGCACCUCCGCUCUUUGCUCCUGCCGGAGGUGGGGCGCGGGCUGCCGGACCUGAGCCCCGACGGCGCCGGCCCGGUCGCGGGCUCCUGGGCGCCUCACCUGCUGCGCGGGGUCCCAGAGGUGACCGCCAGCCCGGUGCCCACCUGGGACGCGCCGCCGGACAAUGCCUCCGGCUGCUGGGAGCAGAUCAACUACGGCAGAGCCGAGAAAGUUGUGAUCGGUUCCAUCCUGACGCUCAUCACGCUGCUGACGAUCGCCGGCAACUGCCUGGUGGUGAUCUCGGUGUGCUUCGUCAAGAAGCUCCGCCAGCCCUCCAACUACCUGAUCGUGUCCCUGGCGCUGGCCGACCUCUCGGUGGCCGUGGCGGUCAUGCCCUUCGUCAGCGUCACCGACCUCAUCGGGGGCAAGUGGAUCUUUGGCCACUUCUUCUGCAACGUCUUCAUCGCCAUGGACGUCAUGUGCUGCACGGCCUCGAUCAUGACCCUGUGCGUGAUCAGCAUCGACAGGUACCUUGGGAUCACGAGGCCACUCACGUACCCGGUGAGGCAGAAUGGGAAGUGCAUGGCCAAAAUGAUUCUCUCCGUCUGGCUUCUUUCUGCCUCCAUCACGUUACCGCCGCUCUUCGGAUGGGCUAAGAACGUCAACGAUGACAAGGUGUGCUUGAUCAGCCAGGACUUCGGCUACACCAUCUACUCCACGGCAGUGGCAUUUUAUAUCCCCAUGUCGGUCAUGCUGUUCAUGUACUACCGGAUUUACAAGGCCGCCCGCAAGAGCGCCGCCAAGCACAAGUUCCCUGGCUUCCCUCGCCCCGAGGAGCCCGACAGCAUCAUCUCCCUGAACGGCAUGGUGAAGCUCCAGAAGGAGGUGGAGGAGUGUGCCAACCUUUCGAGACUCCUCAAACACGAGAGGAAAAACAUCUCCAUCUUUAAGAGGGAGCAGAAAGCAGCCACCACCUUGGGGAUCAUCGUCGGGGCGUUCACCGUGUGCUGGCUGCCGUUUUUCCUCCUCUCGACGGCCAGACCCUUCAUCUGCGGCACCGCCUGCAGCUGCAUCCCGCUGUGGGUGGAGAGGACAUUUCUGUGGCUGGGCUAUGCAAACUCCCUCAUUAACCCUUUUAUAUAUGCCUUCUUCAACCGGGACCUGAGGACCACCUACCGCAGCCUGCUCCAGUGCCAGUACCGGAAUAUCAACCGCAAGCUCUCGGCCGCAGGCAUGCAUGAGGCCCUGAAGCUCGCCGAGAGGCCGGAGAGACCCGAGUUUGUGCUACAAAACUCUGACUACUGUAGAAAAAAAAGUCAUGAUUCAUGAUCAAAAGCGGAAUAGCGGAGACGAAAUAAACCAGGCAAGACAGAGGUGGAAACAAUGCAAUCCUUUGCUGAGACUGCGGAAUGGAGCGUGGCUUUGUCCUUUCCUGGGAUGGCUGACACGUGACAAGCAGGGUGAUCUGUUGUACAAAGCAUAUUAGGAGGGAGAUGGUGACCUCUCCUCUUUUUCUGUGGAUCAGUGCUCUUGUGUGCCAAUGAAAAUAGUGCUCAGUUCAAGACAGCCAGAUCGGCUCAGCACUAAAGCAUACAAACAGAGUUGAGUCUCAGAAAGGAAACAGUUUCUGGUGCUGUGCGUGUGUCCAAGUCCAUACAAACAGAAGAAAGUUCCAAUGCUCACUUCCCAUGCUUCCGAGUCUAGGCAUUGUGGUGAAUAUUCAGGAAUCACUCACGAGACAGAAUGUAUUUUGUGGUAGGACAGAAGGGUGUAUUUCCAAGCAAACUGUGGUAAGCGUAGUGUUGAAUAUGUUGCAUGUCUGUGUUAGAAAACAGAAUCCCGUCAUCAGCUAAUAUAAAUGAUUUCCCAGAGCAGUGUCUGGUUUAAAGCUUCUGUCAAAUAGUUUUUGCUUUUUUUGCAGGGUUCCUGUCACUUCCCCACCAAUGUACUUUUCUUUGUUAACUCAUUGAUUGUCACAGUUUAACUCAGGAACAGAUCUCAGGAUGGAGAGAAUCCUAAAACCUGAAUAAAGCUUUUUCUUGCACUCACACUUCUUCUGAAGGGUCCUGAGAGAUGAAGGGGAUUCCUUCUGAGAGGAAGGAUGUGUACCUGGACGAAGAGGGAGUGCUACCUAACUGUACUGUAUACAAGCACGGUUAUUGGCACAGAACUUUUGGCCCUCGGGUUCUCACCGAUGCAGUGGGCUCCCGGGCUGGUCCGUAACUGUGUUCUUCUGGGGAGGAAGUGUGGGAAUAAUGGGGUUUCCAUGAAAGGUUCUGAUGCUUUCAGAGACAGAGCAUCAGUAUGUUAAUUCUUCUUGGGCAGCGCUGUAUUAAAGGGAACGGUGCGAGUUGGACGUCGCUGGGGCCGCUGCUGGGAAACACUCUGAAUACCAUUCCGUUCCUUCAGGAGGAUUUGUUUUUUGUGUUCUCUGUAUCCUAAAACAAAUGUGUGCCUGGCCAAUUCUGUUCUUCUUUCCUCUCUGUCCCCAAAGUGGUAGAUGUUAAGGGCAGGUCAGGAAACAGAAGAGGCCCCUUUGUGGAUGGUAUUUUUUUUUUUUUUAACGGUACUAUGUAAUAUGUAAGGAGACAGGAAGGUGGCGGAUCAGAAGGGUACCUCCGAGGGGAAAGAGCGAACACAAACCUUCAUUUGAUAAAAGAGAACUGACAGAGAAAAUUAUUUUCCUACAAGAAAUGUGGCUGUUCUCUCACUGGAUGUGGAAUUAUGGAUUUGGAUUAUGGGCAACGUGGGUAACGUGGAUAACGUGGAUUAUGGAUUUCUUCCACUCUCACUGACGUUGCAUCUCACCAGACACAAAGAAGGGUCUGGAAGGGGAGGUGGGCUUCAGACAAAGCUUGUAUAAAUUCCUGAACCGCAGAUUUGCUAAAGUGACUGUAUAUACUUACAUUCAUAAUUUAAAUUAUUGAUUCUGGUCAGAUAAAUGUUGUUAAAUUUGAAAAUGUUUUAUUACAUUACAUCAAAUAAAGUUUAUUUGUAGCUGUAAUAAAGGAACUUAAGUAAUGAUUUUUAAUUGAAGGUCUGCUGUCAUAAAUAUUGCUGUCUGUAGACUCGCAAAAGGGCAAGCUUUGUAGGUUUUGCUGAAAUCCUAACAGGUAGUUAAGACAGUCUGUAAUUCACUGCAUGUCACUUGUCACUUUUUUUUUUUUUUUUUUUUACGAAUGACUGUUGGGUCCUUGAUUUGAUUAAUGGGCAUUUAUUGGGCUCCUACGACAUUCAGCAUGGUGGACAUAGAGGGAUCAAAGAUGAAUAGUGCAAGUCCUUACUUUUAAGGAGUGUGCCAUCAGGUUGAAGGUAGAUGUUCCUCAGAUGGUCACCAUAUCAUUUAGGGAGGGCCAUGGCAGUUUGGAAGGAAUGACCGGUUUCCUUCCUGUAGCACAAGACAAGGCAUUAUGGUUAACUGGAUUGAUUCAGGUUCUCACAUGGGUUUAAUUUUUGAAAUUCUGACAUUCACAUUGGCUCUUUAUCAUGCCUGACUUGAAUGCCUGGUGAUUGAACUCUCUGGCCACACAUGCUUUUACACGCAUGGCGGCCAAUUGAAAGGGAAAGGGAGAAACCGAGAGAGAAUGACAGAAAUAUCAAACAAUUUAUACUAUUCCACCCAGGACAACGUUUGUGCCAAAGGCACAGCUUUUGUUUUAACCAAGAAUUGGGAGAAUCACUGAGAUAAGCACUGUACCCAUAUUUUAUGACUGUUCAGCAAGAAUGACUGUUAGGACUUACCUCUCGACUCACUCAAGAGUGUCAGCUGUCACCCUGCAAGGCUGGGGAUUGCAAAAUGGUGCUUGGGAAGGAGAGUGCUCGUAAGCUGUAACUGAAUGUCUCUUACCUCGUGUUUAGUUUUGUUAUGUAAAUAUUAAACAGGGGUACUCAUAGAGUUCCUAGGUUUUCUGGAAACCGUUUCAUAAUUCUUAAAGCCUUUACCACGGUUUCAUGUGCUUGAGAUGCGUGUAUAUGUUUUCGAUGAUCGUAUUUUCAUGGAGUUUUAUUAGAUUCAUUGAUUACAGGCAUGAUAUCAACCAUAUGAAUAGAAAAUUCAGGCCAUUUUAUAGAUAGUUUAUGCUAAUGUAAUGAUUGUUUGAAUUGCCAUCUGGCAGUGGUAGGAAUUUUCCUUGCGGCAUUUUGACUGUCAACUGAGUCCUCGACUUAAUGGAUAGAAAUGUUUACAAAUCCUGCAUUAUUUAUUUAUACUUAUUUAUGUUUUAAGUUUAUUUUUUUAUUUUGAGAGAGAGACAGAGAGAGCGCGUGAACAGGGGAGGGACAGAGAGAGAAGAAGAGAGAGAGAGACUCCCCAGCAGGCUCCUUACUGUCAGCACAGAGCCCAACCUGGAGCGCGAACUCACGAGCUGUGAGAUCAUGACCUGAGCCAAAGCCAAGAGUGGAAUGCCUAACCGAAACAGCCACCCAGGCACCCCAUAAAUCCUGCAUUUUUUAAACAGUCUAGGCUUCCCAUCCCAGGACCUUCACACACGCUUUCCCCCUCUAUUCAGAAUACUUCUCCUGUUUUCAAAGAUUUAUUUAAUGUAUGUCUCCAUCAUGGUUUAGUAAUUCUUCAAGGGCAGGGACCGUGUCUGUUUUCCUCACCAAUAUGCCCAGCACUUAGCAUUGUGCUUGCAACGUAUAUAGGAGGCAUGUAAUAAAUGUUCUUAAUAGGAAGGAAAGAAGGACAGAAAGGAGGGAGAGAAAGGACAGGGAGAAUGGAAGGCCAGAGUUUCCUUGGGUUCCUUUUUAAUUUUCGGAGGAGACAGUCAAGGAAAGUUGGUGCGAUCAAGUGACAUGCUCCGUGAGUGGGACAGAAGGGGCUGGAAGUAAGGUCUCCCGUGUGCAGCGUAGGGCAGGCGCUCCACUGCACGGUGCUGCUUCUUUUACAUGAACUUCUCGUGUCAAGAGAGCAACCUUUUCUUAAUUUUCUGCACGAGUAGAGCAGAGCCACGUAUGUGUUAUGGCCCAUAUGUUGAAACUUGUUUAUGUACAGCUCGCCAGAUGGUCCCUACCAGCAAACAAAGAAGACAUUCCACAACUUUCAGGGGGUCAGCGUGCUGAGGAAGCACUGGACGAAAUACAUGUUGUGAGGUCAUCCCUUACUUAAUCCAAGCAGUAUAGAUCCAAAAAGGAAAACCUGGUCAGACAUUCAGUGUGAAGCAGGGAGACCUGGAGAACCAAUUCCGGGGAUCCAAUUCUCAGAGACAGAAGUUGACGUAACUGGAUCUCUCUUUAAACUUACUUUGUCCACAUUUUCUCUGGAGCAGAAAAGAAUUUCUUAAAAUACUUUGCUUUUCAAGCCCCUGCUGGCUAAAUAAAUUUUUUUAAAAAAAAUUGCUUAUGCAGUACAAGCGGCAGGGAAUAAAAUGUAAUAUUUUUUAUUGUAAUUUUUUACAAUAAAAAAUGUAAAAGGAAAAUUCACAGAGCUAAUCUGAAGCAGGAAGUGAGAGGUUGACGGCCAUCAGAAUAGGACUUGCAGACAAUUGUAUUGGGGAUUUGGCAUUAAAAAAAUGCUGAGUUGAGGGAAUUAAGAGAUAUUGUAACUGUGGCUCUCUGAACACACCUGAAAUCUUAGAUUCUAUUCAAACUAUAAAAUUUAUGCUCAGAGAUUAUAGAACCAAAAAAAAAAAAAAAAGUAAUGGGCAAGAAAUAUAAAGACUAUAAAGAAAUGAAAGCCUGAUCCAUGGUUCUACCACUAAGAAAUUCAUUCAUUGUUCCAUUCAUUCCCUUAUUCCAAUACAUAUUUAUUUAGUUAUUUUUAUUUUUUUAAUAUUUAUUCAUUUUUUGGGAGAGAGAGACACACAGAAUCCGAAGCAGGCUCCUGGCCCUGAGCUGGCAGCACAGAACCCGACACGGGUCCCAAACCCACAAACCACGAGAUCAUGACCUAAGUUGAAGUCGGACACUUAACUGACUGAGCCACUCAGGCGCCCCCAUACAUACUUAUUAAUAUGUCAGAGACCGAACCCUAGGACCUAGUGGUGAGACAAACAUGAUCUCCAUUCUUGUGAAGCUAAAAAUCUAGCAAGGAAGCCUCAUGUGACACAAAUGAUUAAAAUCCAGUGCGAGACAUAUGAUGAUGAGGCAAAUACAAGGAGAUCCAGAAAGAAAUGCAUACUUCAAUAUAUGGAUACGAACAUUUAAAUCCCAGUGGAGGAGAGAAGUGAGAAUCCAAAGUAGCAGAUGGUAAAAAUAUCUAGAUUUUUAUCUUUGAUGUGUAUUACAUAAUAUUUUUGGUGCCAAAUUACCUUUGUUAAUUACAUUUUGAUUGCGCUAUUAUU
This is a messenger RNA of Acinonyx jubatus (cheetah), 6648 nucleotides long. RefSeq names its product 5-hydroxytryptamine receptor 7 (gene HTR7). Gene Ontology annotation, cellular component: dendrite; plasma membrane. Bases 350 to 1696 code for a protein of 448 amino acids. The transcript is spliced from 3 exons. Gene Ontology annotation, molecular function: G protein-coupled serotonin receptor activity; neurotransmitter receptor activity. Lineage: Eukaryota; Metazoa; Chordata; Mammalia; Carnivora; Felidae. Gene Ontology annotation, biological process: vasoconstriction; chemical synaptic transmission; circadian rhythm. The record is from RefSeq and is a predicted model, not a curated record.